AAUCAACAAUACUCCAAUCUAUAUUCAAGAUAUUCGCAAACAUUAAAGUGUGAUUGUGCGCAAAUAUCCAUCAGUUACGACAAGUUUCUUCAUAUCGACUACACAUUUCAUCAAAUAUGCAACAGUGUUUACGUUAGUCAAAAUUGGAUUGAUUAUCUUUUCACUAUUAGGCAAUAUGAUCAUUGGUACUCCGAUGAUUUUCGAUGGACAAGCACGUCUACAUUUCAAGCGUUGCGUGCAUUUUGUGAUUUAGUUAAUAAAACAAUCGGUAAUCAUUUGUCAGAAUUCUAUUCAAGUCAAUUUGUUAGCGCAUCUGUUGUUCCUACAGAAACAUUUGAACUUCAAGCUGACUCUUCCAUUACUCAAUUGAUAUCAACAAUGGCAAACGACUUCUUGUUAUCACUUUUAACUAUAAGACAAAUGACUCAAAGUGAUGCUAUAUAUUCUGCACAAGAGACAAACUUUGGCCUUACCCGAUAUUCUGACGGUUCUGCUGAUGGAUAUACAUAUGCAUAUUGGUAUGAUAACGAUAACUGUAGUUGUUCAACUUCAGCGAAGUGUAGUUAUCAAUCUCGAAUGUAUCCUAGUUCUAAAAACGAUGUAACAUUCUACAUACCAGGUAUGCAAAUAGGAUGUUAUAUUGUUGAAGCAUUACUUCAAUCUGAUCUUCGAUGUUUUUAUAAUCAAACAUGUAUAAGUAAAGUUCAAUCAUAUUUUCGAGGAGCUUCACCAAUGAAUGUCACCUCUCUUGACCAAGCCUUAUUAAAGACAUUCUUCAUAAACUCAACAGUCGAAGAUAUUCUUAACAGUUUAAUGGUCGAAAAAUGGAACAGAUCAAUCAUAUAUGAAAAUUAUUAUAAUGAAUGUCGACCAUUACAAUGUGCCUAUACUCAUCAAACAAAGAAUAAUGCCAUUUAUAUAAUUACUACGAUCAUUGGAUUGAUUGGUGGUUUGAUAACAAUGUUAAAAAUAGUUGUACCAUUUUUAGUGCGUUUUAUAAGAAGAAAAAAACAAGUAACAAGUCCAACAGUUGGUAAGAUUUAG
Messenger RNA from Adineta steineri, 1044 nucleotides. Lineage: Eukaryota; Metazoa; Rotifera; Eurotatoria; Adinetida; Adinetidae. The record is from the annotation of a GenBank genome assembly.